This is a messenger RNA of Wyeomyia smithii (pitcher-plant mosquito), 453 nucleotides long. RefSeq names its product deubiquitinase OTUD6B-like. Gene Ontology annotation, biological process: protein deubiquitination. Gene Ontology annotation, molecular function: cysteine-type deubiquitinase activity. The record is from RefSeq and is a predicted model, not a curated record. NCBI's taxonomy places the organism in Eukaryota, Metazoa, Arthropoda, Insecta, Diptera, Culicidae. The transcript has a single exon. The coding region runs from base 1 to 453 and encodes 150 amino acids.
AUGGAACAAAUGCGCUACGACGAUGGAGCGAUGUUGGUUAGAAGAAUACCGGGAGAUGGACACUGUUUGUUUGCAGCACUGACUGCCCAGUACUAUGGCUUAGAGGUUGGUUCGCGAGAGCACACUGCCAAAGUUUGGCAACUCAGGAAACAGGUUGUCAGACACAUCAGAGAUAAUCUGGAGGAGUUUAGAAUAUCAUUAGAAGACACAACAAGCGAGAUGCAUAACUUAGGAAACAACACGGAAGAGAAAAUAGAUUCAUUUUUGAGAAGACUAGAAGGUACCAACCUAUGGGGUGGCCAAGAAACGAUAGCAGCAGCAGCAUCUAUAUUCAACAGAAGAAUCGAUGUCUACUACGAACAAGAUCCAAUUAUACAAUUUAACCGGUGUGCGGCCGCAGCAGGAGUAUUAAGAAUCGCAUACAGAUCAGCUGGAAGAAAUGCUUUAGGAUAG